AUGAAGCUGGAGGCAGUUGUGGAACAGCUGCAGAAGCAGCAGCAGCAGCAGGUGGCCCCUCUGCCCAUGGAGUCCAGAGACCGGCCCCAGAGGCAGGUGAGAGAGAAUCAGCUGCAGUUCCCCCAACAGAUGACGGUCCAGCAAGCUGGCCUGGCUGCCACAUCCGGCAAAGUUUCCGGUGGGCCCAUCCUCGGACCUUCAGCUAGAGUGCCCCCUGUCCUGGGGGCUUCUCGGACAUUUGAUCAGAGUGCUCUGAACUCAGAGGAAGAGGAGGAGGAGGAGGAAGAGGAGGAGGAAGAGGAGGAAGAAGAAGAAGGUGAAGAAAAUUCAGAAGAUGGUGAUCUGGAGGACAGUGCUCCCAGAACUGGCCAGGAUGCGCGGUCCGCUCUCAAAUACUUUCACGCUUCCAAAGUGGUUUCCCACAACCAAAGAGUGACUCCUUCCUCUAAGCUUCUCCCAGUUCUGGGGGUCCAGCGGAACCUCCAGGGAAAGGACGAAGUGGGGAGAGAAGCCCCCAACUCGCUCUAUUCCGGCCCCUCCUCUGGGAGACCAACGUGGAGACUGGAUGAGCAGCUCAAACAGAACGGGAACCUAACUUGGAGCGAAGAAGCCGACAGUAGCAGAGGAAGAGAGAUAUCUCGGGAUUUUGCCAAGUUGUAUGAAUUGGAUAGUGACCCCGAACGGAAGAAGUUCCUGGACGAUCUCUUCAUUUUUAUGCACAAGAGGGGGACACCCAUCAACCGCAUCCCGAUCAUGGCCAAGCAGAUCCUUGACCUCUAUAUGCUGUACAAGCUGGUGACCGAAAAAGGAGGCUUGGUGGAGAUCAUCAACAAGAAGAUCUGGAGGGAGAUCACCAAAGGCCUUAACCUCCCCACCUCCAUCACCAGUGCAGCAUUUACACUUCGCACCCAGUAUAUGAAGUACCUCUAUGCCUACGAAUGUGAGAAGAAGUCCUUAAGCUCACCUGCUGAGCUGCAGGCCGCCAUCGACGGCAACAGGCGGGAAGGCCGGCGGCCCAGUUACAGCUCCCCUUUAUUCAGCUUCUCCCCCGCAACCCCGGGACCCCCUUCGCUCCUGUGUCCCCCCAAGAUCCGCUUCCCCCUUGUUAGCCUCACCCCCAGCAGCACAACUAGCAACCUACACCUGUCUUCAGCAGGCCCUCUCAGGAAAGGUGAUGGCCUGCCUUUGACCACCUCCGCGCCAAAUCGCCUCGCCAUGCCCGUGAGCUUGGCCAACCAGCAGGCCACGGCAGCCACCAGAACGGCCACCUUGGAACAGUUGAAGGAACGGCUGGAGUCCGGGGAACCGGCGGAGAAGAUGGCGCGGAUGACGGAGGAAGAACAGCGCUUUGUCCAGCAGGCCUUCCAGAGGAACCUCUUCAGCAUGGCCCGGCAGCUGCCCAUGAAGAUUAAGAUCAACGGCCGAGAAGAUAAAUCAGAUUCAGCAGCAGCAGCAGCAGCUUUAAACUGGACCCCUUCUGGCUUCGGCAGCAUCAAUAUGUCAGUGGAAAUCAAUGGCACAAUCUAUGCAGGCGUCCUCUUUGCCCAAAAGCCCGUCGUCCACCUCCUUGCCGGCUCCAACACCCAGAGCACCGGCGGGGCCAACAGCAGCUCUCCCAGCCCCACCUCCUCCAGAGGCACCCCCAGCGCCGAGCCCUCCACCAGCUGGUCUCUCUGA
This is a messenger RNA of Protobothrops mucrosquamatus (brown spotted pit viper), 1677 nucleotides long. RefSeq names its product AT-rich interaction domain 3B (gene ARID3B). Gene Ontology annotation, biological process: regulation of transcription by RNA polymerase II. The transcript is spliced from 8 exons. The coding region runs from base 1 to 1677 and encodes 558 amino acids. Gene Ontology annotation, cellular component: nucleus. Lineage: Eukaryota; Metazoa; Chordata; Lepidosauria; Squamata; Viperidae. Gene Ontology annotation, molecular function: DNA binding. The record is from RefSeq and is a predicted model, not a curated record.